AUGUGGAUAGCUUUAACCGCGAAGAAUAAAUCUGGGUUUAUUGAUGGAUCCACCAAAGAACCUGAAGUUGGAACAGAUCUUCACAGAUCUUGUGUUAUCUAUUACUCUACUGCUAAAGACAUCUGGGAAGAAUUGGAGGACAAGUUUGGACAGAGUUCUGGUCCACAACUCUUUCAGCUCCAAAAGGAACUUAGUGACCUGGUUCAAGGGUCAUCUGAUAUUGCUGGUUACUACACCAAAAUCAAACGACUCUGGGAUGAGUUGGAUACUUUGGAUACCUUCAGUUUUUGUCCUUGUGAUUGUACAUGUGGAGCAAAGAAGAAGAAUAUUAAAGCCAAGCAAGAUGAGCGUUUAGUUCAGUUUCUAAUGGGUCUCAAUGACUCUUACUGUGCUCCUAUAGGUAAUAUCCAGAUGAUUUCACCUUUACCCUCUAUUUCAAAUUCAUAUGCACUCUUAAUCCAAGAAGAAAAACAAAGAGAGGUUCAUAAUACACCAAAAUUUCCAGGUGAAUCUUCUUCUUUUGUUGUUGCUAACCAAGCCAAUGUUGGACCAAGGUCUUUUUCUACUGAUUUUAGGGCACAAAGAAGAUCUUAUGAGAACAAGAAGUCUCCUCUCGUAUGCAAGUAUCGUAAGAAACCAGGCCAUCUUAUUGAGAAAUGUUAUAAGUUGCAUGGGUUUUCACCAAAUUUAAAUUCACUAGGCAGAGAACUUCUCAGAGUUCCGUUCAGGGAAAUGCAGUGA
Molecule: messenger RNA, 741 nt
Organism: Solanum verrucosum
Lineage: Eukaryota; Viridiplantae; Streptophyta; Magnoliopsida; Solanales; Solanaceae
Exons: 2
Coding region: 1-741 (246 amino acids)
Source: RefSeq, a predicted model, not a curated record